UGGCGGACAAUCAGCCCAAAUCCAAGCUUAAGCGAAAGAAAUGGGCUGUGGAGGAGAUUCACCGGGAGGAAACCAGGAUUGGGACGACGAAGAGGGAUGACUCCUUACUGCCUGGUGACGUGACGGCUCAGACGGAUCGAACAAGCGUGUUCUCCCGGCAGCAGCCAAACGGGAGCGUGGGAGUAAACAUGAAGGAAAGUAAAUAACACAGGAGCAAAUGCGCAAUGAACGAACUAUAAAAAAACUGCAUAGAAUCGGUUCAGUGGUCUGAACCAUUAUGCACCACUCAGUGAGUCCAGCAGCACCAUGGUGGAAGAGAGAGCAGCUGCCUGCUGCAGAGAGGCUGUGGAUGCUCACACUAAGGUCUGCUCUGCCGUACCUGGACAACCAGCACUGGGAUCUGGUUCCUGAUUUUCCACAGCCAUCUACAAUAAAACCAACAGCAUUGAAGUUAGAAGAACAGCGGUGGUGUGACUUAAAUGAAGAGGUUUCCCCCUUUCCUGAACCUGCUCCUCUCAGGCUCCAAUCCUCCCAGCAGGACCUGUCAGUACACACCAAACCUGUACCAGACCCGCCUGACAGACAGCAGUCACUGCACAGCAGGGAGAGUCACGAUGGUAAAACAACAACAACAACCCUUCAAAGCCUCGCCAAAAAAACACGGCCAUCCCUCCACUGCUGGGAGACGGCUGCACCACCAGUAGGAUCCUCAAAUGUUGGGAGUGAAGCAGGAAGAAAAGGUGGGGAGCAAGGAGAACCACAAGCCGUAACUGUCAACAGGCAGCUUCACACAAACGAGAUGAAGAUGUCUGACAGCCGGGUUUCUCUCCAGAAGGGGAGUGAAAAUAAAAAGGUGGUGGUGAUGGAAGAUAAAGCAGCAGAGGAGGUGCAGGAUGGAGGAGGAGGGCUUCAGAGCUGCCCCAUGUGCCUGAUGGUGUUCCCUGUUGGGUUCACCCAGAUGGACUGUGACGGCCACCUGGCCCAGUGUCUGUCAGAGAUGGACGUGGACUUGACCUGGUAAGCCUACGUGAUGCUUGUCUGGCUCCUGUCCAGGGAGUUUGAACAGCCCAGAUGCCCAGAGACUGCAGGACGGCGUUGGAAGGAGGACACAGGGUGACAGGGUGUUCACUGUGAGAGACUCAAGGGCACACUGGGUUUUACCUCAAGGUGAGCAACCCAGAAUAUUUACGAGCUGAGGGAAACACUGUGAGAGGAAUAUUUGCUAUACCUCUAUAUCUCUGGUCGAUUCUCUUCCCGGGUUCAGUUUAUAUUUGCUAGACUCUAAAUGCCAAAAUUGGAUUGCUUAACUUUUCCACUUGGCCUCUGGUGCCUUUGAUUCCAGCUGGUCAAGAGGAUCUCAAAACUAAAAUGUCAGUCCAACCCGCCUUGCCCUCCUCUGGGAGAUGGGAGACCAAAAUAGAAACGGGCUGCAUCCAUUUUACAAAGCUGCUUCUCCAAAAAUAUAUUAAGGCUGGCUGCUUUAUUACAUGAAUCAAAUGAGAAUUGCACAGCUGCUUUGAUGGGUAUUGUUAUCAUGACGUCCUCUGAUCACUGCAUCAUCAUUUUACUAAAGAGUUGACUGAUGUUGAAAUAAACAGUUUCAGGACUUUGUUGUACACAUGCAAUGGGUUUACAGAGUGUAUUUUUUUUUACCCAGUGUCUCAAACUGCUAAGUAUCUUGAAGCAGUGGUGUGUGUUUUCACUUCUAAAGCAUCCUGCUCAGAAUGGAUAAAAAAUAAAUUGACUAAUGGAGCAGAAGUGCAACACAGAGCGAUGGAAGGUGUGUUUUUAAUGCAGCCAAGCAAUAUAAAAGAUAUAUGAAGUAAUGAAUUUGUCGAGCCUGGUCUGGUGGAGUGUCUUGUUACCGUCAUGUCUGUACAGAUCAUGUCUGGCAAUAAUCCAUGCAGCCAGAGGCACCAAACACAGUCUACCAGUCUACCGUGCGUGUACUUUUUUUUUUGUACUUUUAGAGUGCAUCCAUCCAUUAGAACCUUCUACUUCCAGCCUUUAUGCCAAGAUAGACUAGUUAUAUCCUAGCUCCAAGCAUGAGCUCUGAAAUUGACGAUAAAUAAAUGUUUCUGAAUGAUAAAUGUAUGUGUCAAACACAAGAAGUAGUUUUAGGUGAUUCAUUUCACUUACUUGAUUUUCUAGUCUUCCAGUGUGGACAGUUAGUGGUGAUCAGAGGAUGUGCUGGUGCACGAGGCCAACUCCAACACAAUACAUUCACAGACCGAACGUGCAGAUAGCAACAAGAUAAUGUCAAAGAGUUCUUUCUGCUGUGGUUGGCAAAAGGAAGCAUUGAGUUCACGGAAAACCAGUAUCGCUUUUAAUAAUUACACAUAUUUACAAAGAUGCUGUGAAGCAAAAUUAAGCAUAUGCAACCAGCAUAAUGUUAGAACAAAAUCAUAGGCUAAGUUCAUCCAGUUUCAAGAUUCAAUUCAUGUAUUUUAUUUUUAAUUGGCCUUCGCUGUUCUGUGAUGUGGUUUCAAGGACACCCAGUUCAUUCAUUGGUCCCUCUGUAAUAAAAGAAUGCCACUAAAGUUUGACUCGGGCGGUCAACUGAACUGACUAAUAAAUGCAGUGUGUGUGUUUUCAUGAUGGUGGCCUGAUCAGUGAUUGUGGAGCUUCUGUUUUAUCGCUUUUCCUUUCCUGCCUUUGACUGAUACCCUGACUAUAAUUAAUCCUAUUAUGUGGUGAAGAAUUGAGCAUCGGUUCGAUUUCAUCAAAUAAUUCCCAGCCAAUUGGGAGCUCUUCUUUCCUCGGUAGUGCACAGAUCCAUAGAUCAACACAAAGCUUGUAUCCGAGGCUCAGAGCUCCUCACAGGCGACUUUAAUCCGUGCUUGUACUUCAUAUUCACAGAUGAGUUGUGCAUGUGUUUGAUAUCGUCCCAGCCUUGUAGUUGCACUAAGCUCCUACGUUGGUUACACAUGUCGUGUGCUGUACACAAAGGUGGCAGUAUAUUGACUUCUACUUGCCUGAACUACAAACCGCUUUCGUUUUAGUGUGUACACAUACUAAUGGCCUUUUGAAAUGGUUUUGAACACCAACAUCUGUGGAAACGAAAGUUCUGAAUUGGAAACCCUUUAGUGAAUCAUCAUGGUGCAGGAGUGAGCUAAGAGCUUGGCGAGCUGAGCCUGCAAACCGCUGACCACCAUGUGUUGAGCUGGCUUUACACUGGGCAACUGUUGUGCUGUCAGCUGGAGGUUACAGACUACUUCAGAACAUUCAAGGACUUUCGAUUGGGGGGCCUGUAGUUACUCCAAUGGCUUUAAACCUAUCCAUAUUCAAACAGCAAAAAUGUACCAAAACCUUACAUGGAGGAAUAUACAUGAACCCCAUUUUAUUCGAAACUUAGUUUAAAGGUUGGCUCCUUCCAGUUGAUUUUGUUAAAAAACCCUUGUUAAAUCUAAAGUAGCCUUCGAGAUCACCUCCACAUCAAGGUGCGGUACAGUAUGGGUGAGAGCGUCCCUUAAAGUUACAGUUGACACUGAUGAUUAUCAAUACCAAUAACCUGCCAAUAUUAUUAUGGUCCUUAAACGGUUUAAAAUGUCUAAAAGUAACAACAAAUAGCCAAAGUUACUGCCUCAGCUGUAGGCUAUGUUGCUAGAGAACUAUGUAGAAAGCCUGUACUUCAGCUUUUAGUGAAGAAAAUACCACUUACAUGACGAUAAAAUGAUAUUAAUCUGAAUAUUGUAUCUGUAAUUUAUUUAAUCCACUUUUAGGGAAACAUAGAAACCUAAUGGGAAAAGGUUUGUAUGUUCCUCAUGCUAAACCAUCAUUUUUUUAGAGCCACUGCUAACAACAGGCCAUCUGUUCUUUGCCAUUACGCUACAUCUUGGUUGUCAUUAAAUAUCUGACAAAUACUCCGACGUGUACAAAGACAUAAGCAUUUUUGGAUCAAUGCUUGAGGACCUUUUUCUUGCCCGAUUUUCAAAAGCAAAACACGAUUAUUACCGGCUUGUUUUUUUUUUUUUGUUUUGUUUUUUUUUGUUUAAGAACAAAGGGAAAA
Messenger RNA from Betta splendens (Siamese fighting fish), 4009 nucleotides. RefSeq names its product Fanconi anemia core complex-associated protein 20. Bases 278 to 1021 code for a protein of 247 amino acids. The record is from RefSeq and is a predicted model, not a curated record. The transcript is spliced from 5 exons. Lineage: Eukaryota; Metazoa; Chordata; Actinopteri; Anabantiformes; Osphronemidae. Gene Ontology annotation, molecular function: ubiquitin binding.